AUGCUCCGUGAUUUGAUUAUGCGAUACAACUCGGAUGGUGGUGGUCGAGUCCAACAAGUGGAGAGGGACCUCGAGGACGUCACCGACAUGAUGCGCAACAACUUGGGAAAAGUCAUGGAGCGGGGAGAGCGCAUUGAUUCCUUGCUGGACAAGACAUCUGCCCUGAAAGCUGAGUCCGUGUCCUUUCGAAGUAGUGCGAAACGAUACAACGAUGACCUCUGGUGGAAAGACCAACGAGGCAAGAUGUUGCUAUGCAUCUUGGCGCUGGCCGUCGUCGUAAUCUUGACCUGGCUCAUAGUGCACAACAGUGAGAGGCUGACAGAUUCUCCCAGCUGA
Cladocopium goreaui is the source of this 336-nucleotide messenger RNA. The record is from the annotation of a GenBank genome assembly. NCBI's taxonomy places the organism in Eukaryota, Dinophyceae, Suessiales, Symbiodiniaceae.